ACACCGAAGAAGAAAUUGUAGUUUAAAGAUGGCGCUACCCGGUGUUUCACUCGUGCGUCUGAGAGCUCUGUGCAGCCUCGGCAAAUGUCUUCGGACGGGAGUCACGACAGCGUCACACUGGGGUAGAGAGAUGCGCUGGUUCGGGACGAAAGUGGAGAGUAUUAGACAAUACAGCACGUCGAGUUUCCAACCGAAGCGAGGAAAUAUUGGCUCUAACUUGCUGGAGGAGUUUCCAGACCCCAAAUGUCUCUUGAAUAACACAAUCGCUCGAUCACUGGGAGUCAACGACCUCUCUGAGCUCAUCCAGUACACCUGCACGGAGGAGGCUGGCGUCAAGAAAGCCACUGUGACUGUGAUGUGGCCCUGCAAGAUCGAAGAGGAUGGCUUCGCCUCCAGAAAAGUUGACGCAGAGAGAUGUGCUGCAGCAGCUGCAUGCCACAAGCUCAAAGAAAUGGGUGUAAUCGGUCCAGACAAUCAGCUGCCCAGGAGGAGAUCUGCCAGGGGGAGAGGAGGAGUGCGUUCGAUUCUUUACGAUGACAAAAACUCCCGGACCGAUGACGUCCACGUUGCCCAGUUCAAGCCGCCACUUGAAAACUCACCUGAGAUUUGCGAAGCACUCUCUCUCUUCCCUCAUCCCAAAGCUCUCUUGACCAGGGUGGUCCAGGUGGCCACGUCAUCCGAAAGUUGCAAACAAUUGAUACGGUUCACGACAAGAGGCAGCAAGCUCAAGACAUGUGAGCUGACCCUACGCUGGCCGCAGGAAAUGACCUUCACCGCGACGGCGGCCAACAAAGUCACAGCAGAGAAGCGAGCAGCAGCUCUUGCCUGCGUGAAACUAAAGGAAUUACAGUUGCUGGAUAAGAACAACAACCCACUGCCCCAUGCCAAGUAUCACGGGGCCAAGGUGAGGGAGGCAGCAGAACGUGAGCGGCGUCCUCUGCGGGUGGAUGUUCCCACUUAUCUGGAAGACCGCAUGAGGGACUAUCUCACACGGUAUCCAGUGGAAGCCGAAGUGCAGAAACUCUACGAGCAAGAGGAUGACAUUGUCAAUCAGGAGGAAGCAGAGGAGGAAGACUUGAUAAUGGACGCCAUCACAGGCAAACCUUACAGGCCGUGGUCCCCUUGGGAAAUGCGGCACCUGAACGAGCACCUGCAGGAGGAGUGGGAAAGCGCCGGGCCGGGCCUGAGCACCGAGUUGCCAGUCGACGCCCACCGACAGCGCGUGGUCUCGGCCGUGCGCGCCUCCCAGGCGGUCGUGAUCGCCGGCGAGACCGGGUGCGGCAAAACCACUCGCAUCCCUCGCUUCCUCCUGGAGGAUCGUGUGACAGCGGGACACGGCGCCGAGUGCAACAUCCUGGUGACGCAACCUCGCCGGAUCAGCGCUGUGUCGGUGGCCCAUCGCGUGGCCCAGGAGAUGGGCCCUGCUCUCAAACACUAUGUGGGCUAUCAGGUCAGACUUGAGAGCCGACCGCCAGAGCAGAGUGGCGGGGCCUUGCUCUUCCUGACGGUGGGCGUCCUGCUGAGGAAGCUGCAGUCCAACCCCACCCUGCGGGGCGUCAGCCACGUGGUGGUGGACGAGGUUCACGAGCGUGACGUCAACACAGACCUCUUGUUGGCGCUGCUGCGCUCGUGCAUGACCAAGAACCCCGACCUGCAGGUGGUGCUGAUGAGCGCCACCGGAGACAACCAGCGGCUGGCCCGCUAUUUCGGAGACUGUCCCAUCGUUAAGGUGCCGGGAUUCAUGCACCCCGUGCGCGACAGCUAUCUGGAGGAUGUGCUGAGAGAAAUGGGGCGGCGGCCCCCGCCCCCUGAAAAGAGCAUCAAGUCGACCAAUGAGAGGCGCAGCAAUGAUGUCAGUCCAGAUCUGGAUCUCGUCGCUGAUGUCAUUGAGCACAUCGACAGACGCGGCGAACCAGGUGCAUUACUGUGUUUCCUGCCCGGAUGGCAGGACAUCAGGACGGUUCAAGAGAUACUCCAGAUGAAUCCGCACUUUUCCUCUGGCUUGCACAUGAUCCUGCCAUUGCACUCUAGUUUGUCCGUGGCAGACCAGCAGGCAGUGUUCCAGCGCCCCCCAGAGGGCCAGAGGAAAAUUGUCCUAGCAACCAACAUAGCAGAGACCUCAAUCACCAUCGACGACGUUGUUCACGUAGUGGACGCAGGAACGCACAAGGAGCACAGUUAUGACCCACGCACUAAAGUGUCUUGUCUGGACACGGUGCGGAUAUCACGAUCCAACGUAACUCAGAGAAAAGGGCGAGCGGGACGCUGUCAGCCGGGUCAGUCGUACCAUCUGUUCCCUCGUGAACAAUUGGACGCCAUGACGCCUUUCCCCGUCCCGGAGAUACUGCGCACCCCACUGGAGAGCUUGGUGGUCCAGGCCAAGAUCCACAGUCCAAGAUUAAAGGCUGUUGACUUUUUAUCACAAGUGUUGGACAGCCCCGAACAAGAAGCUGUGUCAGAUGCCGUCCGAAAUCUGCAAGACAUUGGGGUCCUGGACGAGCGGGAAUCACUGACGCCUUUGGGAGAGCGUGUGGCCUCGAUGUCAUGCGACCCGCGUCUGGGCAAAGUUCUGGUGCUGGGCGCCAUGUUCCGCUGCGCGUUGCCCAUGUUGUCGGUCGCCGCCUGCCUUACGCGAGACCCUUUCCACAACAGCCUGCAGAACCGAGCGCUGGUCACCAAGACCAAAGCCGGCCUGAGCGGCUCCAGCUGCAGCGACUACCUGGCAUUCAGCCGCGCCAUACUGGGCUGGAGGAGGCUUCAGCAGGAAGGAGAUCGUCACGAUCGAGACCAAUACUUGGACGAACUCAAUUUGUCCAAGGCCAGCCUGCGCUUUAUUAAUGGUCUCAUCUCUCAGUUCAGCGAGAAUCUGCGCGAGGCUCAACUGGUGUCCCGUGCCAUCGAGUGCCUACGGAGCUCAUCGCUGGUCAACCAGCACAGCGAGCAGGAACAGUUGCUCAAGGCCGUGCUGCUGGCGGGACUCUAUCCCAACCUCAUCCAGGUUAAGAGAGGCAUUGUGACCAAAGGAGGGCGCUUUCGUCCCAACAGCCUGUCUUUCCGCACAAUGGGUGGUGCCGUCGUCCUCCAUCGCUCCACCGUUAACAGAGGAAACGACGAACUUCCUAGCCGAUGGCUCACCUUCUUCGGCGCCCUUAAGUCCAAUGGCUCCAUCUUCAUCCGCGACUCGUCAGCUGUCCAUCCGCUUGCCCUGCUUUUGCUCACAGACUGUGACAUCACGGAAACAGUGCGCGGAGACGAUGUGGAGGUGGUUCUCUCGGGCUGCUCGCUGGUGCGCUGCCAACUGUCGGCCAGCGUGUGGGAACUACUGUGGGAUUUGCGCACGUCCAUCCAGGCCAUGCUGCGCCGCAACCUCAGGCAGCCCACCCCCGGCGCAUCCGCAUACUCUGGCCAGGAUGGCGAGCUCAUCGCGCUGCUGGUGGAGCUGCUUAAUGGCACAGACGGCAACCAGUGGACUCCAAAUGACAGCGAGGUAGACUGAUCAUCAUGAACACACAGCACUUGUGAACUAUACUGCAGUUAUUCAUGUUUUGUUGAAUUCCCUUUUUGGAUGGCCAGCUAAUGAACUCAUGAAGAAAUCCAUUCAUUUGGGUUGUGCAGCCUAAAAUAUUAAAUGACUUUAGAAAAGUCAA
Molecule: messenger RNA, 3647 nt
Organism: Hippocampus zosterae (dwarf seahorse)
Lineage: Eukaryota; Metazoa; Chordata; Actinopteri; Syngnathiformes; Syngnathidae
Gene: dhx30
Product: DEAH (Asp-Glu-Ala-His) box helicase 30
Exons: 19
Coding region: 29-3496 (1155 amino acids)
Cellular component (GO): intracellular anatomical structure; cytoplasm; nucleus
Molecular function (GO): DNA helicase activity; ATP binding; G-quadruplex RNA binding
Source: RefSeq, a predicted model, not a curated record